AUGCCUCCUAAAAGUAGAAGAUCAGAUUUAAUUUCAAAUCAGCUCAAGGAAGAAGGAAAUACGGAAUUCCUCAAUAGAGAUUAUAACAAAGCGAUUAACCUGUAUACGAAAGCUCUUUACCUUGAAGAGAACCCCAUCUGUUACAAUAAUCGUGCUCAAGCUUAUCUUUAUAAUAAUGAACUAGAAUUGGCCUUGUAGGAUUGUAAUAAAGCUUUGCAAUUAAAUCCAAAUUAUGUCAAAGCCACCACCAAUAAAGCUCAAGUGCUCUAUUAAAUGGGUUAUCUUUAAUAAGCAAUUGAAUGCUUGUAAGGUAUAAAUAAUCACAGUCCAGAAAGUCAAAUAUUACUCAACUAAUAUUAAUCACAAUCUCUAAAAACUUUAUUAGAUUAAGGAGAAUUAGAACGUUAGAAGACAUUAUUAGAAUGGUUAAAACAUGGAAAAGCCCAAUUUCCAAAAAUAAAAAUUGAAUGCUAUUCAGAGUCUUAUCGCGGGGUUAAUGCUAAACAAAAAAUAAAUGCGAAAGAGCUGAUCCUCUUCAUUCCCAAAUCUCACAUGAUAACAUUGGAAAUGGCUAAGGAAACCCCUGUGGCUAAAAAAAUGAUAUAAUUCAGACUAGAUUUACUUUCACCAAAACAUUCAUUUCUCUCCACCUUUUUACUGCAAGAGAAAUCCAGACCCAAUUCUUUCUGGAAACCUUAUCUAGAUAUCUUACCAUAAUCCUACCCGUCAUUUCCCAUUUUCUUUAACAAUUAUGACUUAGAGUGGCUUCAAGGCUCACCCUUUUUAAAGUAAAUCAACGACAAGCUCUCUGAUCUUAAGAAGGAUUAUAAUGACAUCUGUAAUGUUGCUCCAGAAUUCUCACAAUAUUCAUUUUAUGAAUUUUGUUGGGCAAGAAUGACAGCUAGUAGCAGAAUAUUUGGUAUAAACAUUAAGGGUGUUAAAACAGAUGCAUUUGUACCAUUAGCAGAUAUGCUUAAUCAUAAAAGACCUAAAUUAACUUCUUGGUGUUACUCAGAGGAAAAACAAGGAUUUAUUAUAGAAACGGAUGAAAAAAUUGAUAGAGGUCAAAUGAUAUUCGAUAGUUAUGGGAGGAAAUGCAACUCAAGAUUUCUAUUAAAUUAUGGCUUUGUAGUUGAUGACAAUGAUGCAAAUGAAGUUAAUGUUACUGUCGCAGCUGAAUUUAAUGAUCCUCUCAUAUAAUUAAAAGAAGAUGCUACUGAGGAAUAAUUGAAAUAGCCUAAAACAUUUCGGUUGAUAAUGGACACAGAUGGUAUUAAUGAAAUUACACAUUUUCUAGAAGCAACAGUUAUGGAAUUCAUGAGUUAUAUCAGAUUUUUAGUGAUUCGAGAUCAAACUCAACUUUAAUUUCUAUUAAAUGAAAGAGAGUCCAAAUAUAUUAAGCCUACUAAAAUAUAGCCUUUGGGAAUACAUAAUGAAUUAGAUAUGUGGGAUUUGAUAAGGCGAAUCUGUUAUGUGUCUCUAUCACGUUAUCCAACUACAUUAGAACAAGACAAAGAAAUACUGUAGAUUUGUGAUUUGACUACAAAUUAAAGAAAUUGUUUGAUUCUCAGGAUGGGAGAAAAAGAAAUACUCAAAUUCUACUACCAGUUCAGUGAAAAAAUGAAAUAGCUUUUAAGUAAUUUUAAUUAAUUAGAAACUAAUAUAUUCUGCUCGAAAGAAGAAAACUGCAAAUACUUAAACUAUAUAAAUAAAGUUAUUAUGUUUCAAAAUUAAAAUGAUCAAUGA
Molecule: messenger RNA, 1746 nt
Organism: Paramecium tetraurelia
Lineage: Eukaryota; Ciliophora; Oligohymenophorea; Peniculida; Parameciidae
Exons: 8
Biological process (GO): peptidyl-lysine monomethylation
Molecular function (GO): protein binding; protein-lysine N-methyltransferase activity
Source: RefSeq, a predicted model, not a curated record